Psylliodes chrysocephalus is the source of this 6336-nucleotide messenger RNA. The record is from the annotation of a GenBank genome assembly. NCBI's taxonomy places the organism in Eukaryota, Metazoa, Arthropoda, Insecta, Coleoptera, Chrysomelidae.
AUCAAGGUCGGUGGACUCAACUGAGUUCUGUUUAUACGGACUCUAGAUAUACCCGCUGGCGUUAAACGAUGACGUCAUAUAAGUUUGACCUUUAUUUUAACCACGAUUUCAACGUAAAUAAAUUUUAAUAGAUGACAGCACAACGACAAAUGACAUCUGACAGACAGCUGAUUACGAGAUACGAGAUUCCAUUUGAUAUGUAAUUUUUUUAUAUUAUUGUUCUUUAUCUAAAAUUGUAUGUGAAAUUUCUCUUAAAUGUAAUUCAGUUCAGUUAACAUAACAGUGGCUUGUCUAAGUUUUUGAAGCAAAAAUGUCGCACUAUAGUGACGCUGAAGAUUCUAUUAUGGAGCUGGAUAAUACUGAUGUGGUACUAAGAAAAAGAAGACCUAUUGGUUGGGAUUUUGAAACUGAUUCGAUAGCCUCUGAAAUAAAGGAUUUAUUAGAUGAAGAUGACAAUUCAUUGUUAUCCAAUAAUUAUCUACAGAAAUACUUAAAGGAUAUAUUGGAUGAAGAUGUCAACUCUUUGGUGGAAGAGGACUGCGUUGGCUGUCCUUUACCUUCCACCCCGGAAGAUGAACACAUUUUGGAUUCAGAGAUGAGUGACGUUUUGAAAGCUGCUGUUCUAGGUACAGGAGAUGAAUUAGACAUUACAGCUUUGGCUCACAACGCAGCCUCACAAGCGGAGCAUGUUGUGCGUAAAAUGAUACAGGCUGGAUGGUCCGUAUGCCACUUUAGAAAUCUCCCCGGAUGGUUGCAAGACAAUGAUUUUCUUGUGUUCGGCCACCGACCUCCACUACCUAGUUUCCGGGCAUGUUUUAAAAGUAUCUUCAGACUUCACACCGAAACUGCCAACAUCUGGACGCAUCUCUUAGGCUGUGUGGCGUUCAUAGGUAUUGCAAUCUACUUCCUGAUGCGACCCAGUGCUGAAAUAGAAGUGCAAGAGAAGAUAGUUUUUGGAGCUUUUUUCGCAGGCGCUAUAAUUUGUCUUGGAAUGUCGUUUAUGUUCCACACUGUCAACUGUCAUUCGCAAUUCAUAGGCAAAUUAUUUUCUAAAUUAGAUUAUUGUGGAAUUGCUCUGUUGAUUAUGGGUUCAUUUGUGCCAUGGCUGUAUUACGGGUUCUACUGCCAUUUUAGACCGAAAGUCGUCUACUUAUCUGUAGUUUGUGCUCUAGGAAUAACUAGUAUCAUGGUGAGCCUUUGGGAUAAAUUUUCAGAAUCAGGAUGGCGGCCAUUCCGUGCCGCUGUCUUUAUGACUUUUGGUUUGAGUGGAAUUGUACCGGCUAUUCAUUAUGGCAUAGUAGAAGGUUGGUUUAAUUAUGUUAGUCAAAAAUACCUUGGCUGGCUGGUACUGAUGGGUAUGCUUUACAUCGUGGGUGCAAUGUUCUACGCUCUUCGAGUGCCUGAAAGGUGGUUCCCCGGUAAAUGCGACAUCUGGUUCCACUCGCAUCAAAUAUUCCAUGUAUUCGUAUUAGGCGGCGCACUCGUACACUAUCAUGGCAUCUCAGAAAUGGCCAUGCACCGAGUCACUAUAGGUCAAUGCGAAAUGCCCGAGACCCCCAUUUAUUGAUAAGUAGAUCUUUUAGGGAAUUUUUUUAUGUUGCGGGGAGGGGUAGGAAAUAAUUUAUACUUCAAAUUUAUAUUUAAAAAUUAAUCUGGUUGUUUUUAAUUGAUAUUUAUUUACUAGACCAAAAGUUAUUAUAUAAUACAGGAUAAUAAAGUGUGUAACUGUCUUUUUAUUUCUUUGUAAUUGUGAUUAUGUCCAAAAAUAUUUUAAAAACAAAAAAAAAUGUUAAAUAAAAUUAGUUUAAAAAAUAUUGGAAUACUGAUAGAUGUCCUUUAAAACUGAUACCGCAAAUUUUGGCAAAGAGACCAAGGUGUCUUUAAUAUUUUUUAAAAUAAACAUUAUUAUAAAAAAUUCGUUAAAAAUAAAUUAUAUGUGGUUCAUACUAAAAUUUACGGUAGUCAAUAUACUAUAAUGAAACUUAUUAUUUUAGUUUGCUUUUGACAUUUUUUCUUUUAAUUACCAAAGAAGUUUGUAGCUGAGUCAAUAGAUCUAUGCAAAGAUGAGAGGCUUCAUGAAUAUAAAAUUCUAUUCAAAUCCUCCCAUCGCUGAUUCACUGCAGGAUUAACGUACUUAUUAUGUAUUUGAAGAAUGUAUAAACAAUCUAAAAAAUAUAUUAUAUGCAUUAUUUGUUUUACAUUGUAUUUUGAUUAUACGGGAACACUCCUUUAUGUAGAAUCCUGUAGAAAAAUAUAUCCUUAAUCGGCAUAAGGAUAAAAAUGCCGAAUUAAAAAUUAAUUUGAUUUCAAAAAACAGUGAAUGUCGCCAACAGGUAAUAAAAAAUUUACAGAUUCGGUAAAAAUGUAAUACAAGGCCAGUAUUCAACGUUAACAUAAAGGAACCUAAUAAUAUAUACAAGAAAUAUACUUCAAUAUCUCUCCUAUCAUAUCUCGUUUUGGCUUUUGACUACCAAUAAACUAUUGCAGCAGGGGACUGCUAUUACAUUUUCUAUCCCUUUCGUGAAUUGAGGACUUGCAUACAUUUCUUACCGAAUUUAUUUAAUAUUAAAAUAAAUGGUGUGUUACUAACAUUGCAAUAUUUGAUCGUCUUAGAUUAGUAACAAAAUUAAAAUUGCUUUACCUUAUUUUAAGUGAUUUUUAGCAUUAAGAAAUUAUUUUCUUGGCAAUCUAAAUUUGAAAAUGCUCUUUAUAUUUAUGCUUUAAACAAAAACUGCUAUAGGUCAUUCACUGAAUUUACACCCAUAUCGGAUUAAGAAAUAAAUGAAAGAUUUGACUGGUCAGUUGUAUUUUAAACAUUUACUCAUGGGUGGCGUUAUUUUGUAUAUUGCAAGCGGUUCUUAUAGAAACAAAAUAAAAAUAAAUUUUAGUUAUUUAAUUUUGCCUCAGAAAGCUUAAAAGAGAUAGUUACAUGAUUUUGUUGUUUAAUAAUAGUUUAUUUAGAACAAAAAUUUUAAUUUACAUACACAGUUUUACCCUGUGAUUAAGUAAGUACGAUGAUUAAAAAUAACAUAACUUUUAAAAUUCUAUAUUAAACAGUGAUUAUUAUAAAUAAUUGUCUUUUGACAUACCUAUAAAUCUUCAGCAUCACUCUCAAAAUUUGUGUCACUAGUGUCAUCAUUAAAGAUAUAAUUAUAGGGUUAAUUUCUUUUAUCCUGUGUCCACCAGUCGUCAAUUAAUUUAUCACAUUUUUGCCAAAUUUCUGGGGUUGAUGUAUCCACUGCUUGUUUCCAUAUUUCCCUUACUGCUUCGUCGCUGUAACCAUUAAUUCCAAUAUGAUUGUCAUAAUACGUUUUAUUUAUAGCCCAAAUGUGUUCGAUGGGGUUAAACUGACAAUGGUACGGUGGAAGCCAUAACACAUCAUGUCCAUAACUAUGUACGACUUGAUCUACCAUAUAAAUUGGUGGUGGUUCAUGUCGUUUGGCUAAAGUUACAACUCAGAUUUAAGGGCGUAUUGUGGAAAUGCAACAUUUUCGUUACGUAGCCAUUCUUGUAUUUUGGCUACAGUCCAAUUCUGUCUUGGCGGUUUGUUUAAAAGUUCUGUGUGAUAGCUCGCAUUAUCUAAUACUAUAACAGACGGUUCACUUAAAUUUGGUAAUAGUUUUUCAUUUAACUAUCUGAGUUCAUGUUAUCGUGGUAGUCUUCUGAUUUUGAUUUAGAGGAAAAUAUUAAUCCUGCACCAUCUACAAAUCCAUUCUUUCCACCUGCGUGCAAGAUUAUGUGUCGCUUUCCCUCACCAUUAGUAUGUUUUAUUGAUUUUAUAUUUGCAUCUUGCCAUAUUCUUUUCGUCCCACUGAUGUCCAAAUGAUGGUGGGUGAGGUUUUCCGGGUUUUCCUCACCUGUAAGUCAAAUGGCACCAUCAAUCAUCUUUAAGUCGCCCCGGAGCGCCACGGCAAAUAAUAAUAAUAACCGUCCCUUCCCCUACACAAGUCGUUCAGUCGACUUCAGGGGUUGAAAUUCACUCGUAAGGGGGUGAAUUAGGGAGAGUAUUAUUAUUAUUACUUUUGGAAAAUAUCCAGGUUUCAUCCAAAUAUAUAAACGAAGCUCCAUUCUCUUUUAAACGAGUGUAUUCUCUUAAAAAAUGUAUUCUUUUGUGAACAACAUUAUUUUUUUCACAUAAAGCUUUUCUAUUAUCUUCUUUCUUAAAUUUGAAACCUAUUUCCUUAAACAACUUCCAAAGACUUGUUCUGCCAAAUUCACCAACUUGUAUUUGUCUUAAGUCAGCCAGCAAUGUGUCUAAGUUGACAUGUUCCUUUUUCGCACGCAUUUCAUACACCAUAUCACGAAUACGAAAUUUUGUCCCACCAGAUAUAUCCGAGGUUUUCAGUUUUUUGCGAGGUGUGUAUUUUUUCUUUUUUUUUGCUCUCUCCGCUUUUGAUGUUUUUCAAACCAUAUUUUAAUUUUGAAUCAUUAAUACGGAAAGCUGUACAGACGCGUUGAUGCACACUCACUACUGGCUUUAAAGGUCCUCCGUUAUCUUUUUCCGCCGUAAAAUACUUAUGUAGAUUACAAAUUAAGUCAUCUACACGUAACAAGCGCUUCGGCAUUUUCAGUUUCGACAUACGUUCUCUUCGAAAUCUAAAACUGAACUAAAUAAUUUAGCGCAAUUAGUCCUAUAACAUCAGUACAAAAAUAGAACAUUUAAUCUUAAUUUUUUACCUGAGAAGGGGACUUCCGGAAAUUCCUGACCAUAAAGCGUUUAUUGUAUUCGGGGAAAAUGGUAUUACCAUAAACAAUGUCCAAAACAAAAUUAUAAAUAUUUUCAUUUUUUCGUGUAUUACUUUAGUAAUUUAAUUUUAAUAAACAUAAUUACAUACUACAUAAUUAUUUAAUAUUUAAAAUAUUAUCACCCUCUACCCACCGGAGGACUACGCUUAUUUUACUCAACUACCUGAUGCGAAAUUAUCCUGUAGACCGGCUCAGUCGUGGAUAUGUUUCUUAAUCCGAUAUGGGUGUAAGUUCAGUUAAUGACCUAUACGUUGAGCACCCUUAUACAUAAAUUAAAUUUAAUUUUUAGGGGUAAAGACAUAUUGGAAAUUGGUAUGUAUUUAAUAUUUCUUUAUCGUUUCUUAUUUAAUAUUUAUCGCUAUAACAUACUUUGAAUAAAGUGAAAUAAAGGAAAUCUUUUUUGUGAAAAUUUUAAUGCUAACAAAAUGUCUUGUUUUAUUUUAUCAUAAUUUUAAUAGUGAUAUCAUGUAUGAUAUUUUAAAAAUAAAGUAAUUUACAAAGUUAAAAGUGCAACAAAGUGUAUGUAAGUAAACCUUAAAAUUGACAAAAAAAAGAACUCUUAUGCAUUACCCCUUCCUAUUUGCAUCGUUUUUAUUAUUAUAUCUCUAAAUUUAAAUAAUUUGUUAUUAAUAUUUCUUUAAUAUUAAAUUAAAAUACAGAAAAAAAGACUACUUAUCAUUACCCAUAAUUAAUAAAAAAAAUAUAUAUUUUUUGCUAUUGUGUACUAUUAUUGGUAGAAUUUAAAACAUAUAUAUUAGAAAUUAAUAUAUUAUAAGAUUUUCUUUCAUUAGGAGGGUAAAUAAUUUUCAGAAGUGAAUUUCGCUAUAAAUGUAUUUAUUUAAUGUACAGUAUGAUUAUAAAACCAAAGUAAAAAAAAAAUAUAAAAGGCUUUUUGUUAAUAUUUCUCGAUUCUCGAUGAAUUUGGUCCUCUAAUUCAAAUAAAUCUUGUGUCGAAAAUAUUUAUUCAAAAACUAAAAGGUUGCUUAAUCUUAAUUCAAUUAUUAAAAUUAUUUUUAAGUAAAGCCCGAUUUUUUCAUUGGUUCUUUAAAAAGUCUUCAGACAAUGUUUAAUAUUAAGAGUUUAGAACUAUCAAAAAUUAUACCAUAGAAUAAACUUCCUUGGGUGUUCACAAAUUACUUGAACCCAAAAUAUAUGUUUAUUGAUUUAGAUUUUCGAGAAUAUUACUCUCAUAUAUAUUGUUGGUGCUUUGAUUUCACUUUUAAUUUUCUUAUAAACAAAAAAUGCAAUUCACGGGGUAUUAUAAUAGUAUUUAGUUUUUUCUUGUGAUAUUUAAAUAAGUUAUCAUUCUAAUAUAGCCUAAAACUUGUUUUGGGACAAUUCAUGUUCAUUCUAAGGAAAUUUUCUGGGCUAGUGGUUCUUUGAAUUUGACAUAAAAUUGUAAAUUUCGGGGAAAUAGAUAUGGUAAAAUGCAGUAAUGGAUAACAAACCAUGUGUUCAUAAUUUCUGUUAAUUGAGAUAUGAAAAUGCUUUUUAUGAUUUCUUUUCAUGCUACAACAUGCUAAUCAUUAAAUAGUAAUCAUAGGAGCAUUAUCCCAGAUUUUUUUAGAAUACAUUCUCUUUUAUCACUCU